This is a messenger RNA of Scomber scombrus (Atlantic mackerel), 2747 nucleotides long. RefSeq names its product tetratricopeptide repeat domain 23 (gene ttc23). Lineage: Eukaryota; Metazoa; Chordata; Actinopteri; Scombriformes; Scombridae. The transcript has 12 exons. The record is from RefSeq and is a predicted model, not a curated record. Gene Ontology annotation, molecular function: protein binding.
AUGGCCUGCCAGAAUCAACCGGCAGCAGCCAUCCCAAGGAGCCAUAAGAAGUUAUCUUAGGCAGUCUUGCACACAAAAUGUAUGGAUGAUGAUGACAACAGAGUGUCGAAAAUACGACCCAAAUCAUCCGAUUCUGUUGAGUCGUACCCUGAAAGUAUGGGAGGCAACAACAGGGGCAUGGAUACGUUUUCUCCUUGUGACUCAAGUGUGGUGAGUCCCUCACAAAUAGGAUGUGCUAGGAAGGAAUGUAUGAUGAUGACUCCAGAAGAAAAGCUCAGACACUUUGAAAGCAGAUUUCAAGACCAUGAAGACAACCAACAAUUUGAUGCUUGCAUCCAGGACCUGGUGCGGUGUGUGGCACUGACGAGGCUGGUAUAUGGGGAUAGACACCUGAAACUAGCCCAGGCCCAUGCGAGACUGGCUAAAGCAUAUUUCCAGUUUAAAGGUUGGGGACUGCAGGCCCAAGAGCACUCAUUGCUGGCCAGAGAGCUGCUGACUUUCUGCCCCUCCAUCUCCUCCUGCAGAGAUGAAAAACUAGAGGUUCUCUCAUGUCUGCUGAGCAUAAGUCUUACACAGGGGGGUGCUGCACUGCUUUCUGCUAAUCUCGAGGAGGCAGAAUUAUCCUAUCUGGAAGCAAAACGAAUUAUUGAAGAGCUUCAUCAACACGGAGGAAUCGGGGAGGAAGAGAAGAUCAAGUCUGACCUGGAGAUCUCCACUGGUCUAUCUAGGGUCCAUAAGAGACAGAACAGACCAGAGGAAGCUUUGAGCCAGUGUGAGAAGUCUCUGCAAUUGCUUAAGGAUUGUGGAAAGCCAGAAAAGACCACCUCUGUCUAUAGGGACAUGGCUGCCAUUGAACAGGACAUGGGUCAUUUGGACAGAGCAAUAGAGCAUCUCUCUAAGGCUCAUGCCAUUACUAUGAGUCACUGCCCAGAGGAGCUAGAGAGGGCUCAGAUCUCUCACAGCCUGGCCCUCAUCUUUUCUGCAACUGCAGAGCCCCACCACAAUGACUCUGCAGGUCACCACUUUGAGCAGAGCCUAAGUUCAUACCAGAACUCUGUAGGUCUGGAGGAUCCAGCCUUUCUCGCUGUCCAGGAUGACUUCUGUCGCUUUCUCCUCCUCAAUGGACAGCAAGAGAGAAGUGUGGAGAUCCAGAGAGCCUCUCUCAAUUCAAAGAAAUCUACAUUUGGUGAUUUGAGUGCUGAGGUAGCAGACACCCUUCAGCUGAUAGGAAGUUUGGAAAUGAGUGAUGGCAGAAUGAAGCAGGCUCACGGGACCAUGACAAAGUGCCUGGAGAUCCAGAGUUUGCUAUAUGGCCCUCAGCACAAGAAGACAAAAGCUACACAAAAAGCUGCAGACAUGUUGGCCCGGGCACCAGAGGUGGCUGAGAGCCUGCAGAGGCAAGGUAGAAGGAAGACAAAAUCUCAAAUGUUUUCAGCUCUACCAUCCAGUGGCAAAGAGGGUAGCAUAUCUAAUUUUUCAAAAAAUAAUCCUCUCUCUUUUAUGUCACUCGAAUAAUCCUGAUGGUUUGGACCAAGACCUACUCAUAUCAACUGUUUCAAGAAAUUAGUCUGUCUGUUAUCACUACUAUCAUAUACUGGCAGCUAACUCUGCUCAAAAUUAGAAUUGCUCUAAUUUUGUCCCUGGAAGUACAUGAUCUGGUUGUCAUUUUGUACAGGUGAAAUAACUUGACUUUAAAGAAAUACUCACGCUCAGAAAACAUUCCCACAGCAGUUUUUAAUUAUGUUACCAUGUGAAACAAUUUCCAAAGAAUCUUAAUCAGAAAAAAAUAUAAUGUUAUUUGUUCAAUGUAAAUCAUUAUGUCAAUAAAAGCAAUAAUGUUGUGCUCUCCAGGGUAAACACUCGGUCAUUAAACAAUCUUCAUUCAUAAGUAGACUUUUCUGUAUUCUCAUGUACACUAAUAUGUUAAUGCUAUGAAAUGACAUAAACAGUAGUAUCCAGAUAACAUUGUGUACAUACUGUGCAUAUUAAGGAAAAGAGAAUUUCCUUAUUUAGCUACAAUUGAAGUACAAUGAUGUGACAGGUUUUUUUUUGGUUCAAAUUACUGGUUUGCAGACCAGAAAAAUGUAUGAAAAUAUGCUGUGUGGGCACUUGAAAAUAAAACAUUGUUUUUCUAGUUUCAUUUUAUGGAUUUACAAUUAACAUGCUAAUUGUCAACUUAGAAGCAUAAAAUUCACACUCACGAUUUUUCAAAAUGAUAGUGCCAAACAGGCAAUUUGAGAAGACGGUGCUCAGUAGUUAGUGUAAGUGUAAAUUAUGCAUCCGUGCAACAUGUGUAACCACACUGUAAUCAUAUUGGAAGAUUUCUGCUUCUGCAACUAGAACAGAACACAACAAACCCUGGUGAACACUCAGUGUCACUAAGCUGAUGAUCCAAAAAUAGUCGUGGUCAACAACACACUCUUAUGUCAGAGCAAAGGUGAAUCCUUCAAGCCAACGCUGUGAUGAAACAAUGUGUACAAGCAAACAGCUUUUAGACAAGACAUACAUCAAACCCAGAUGUGAUUAUGUUUUCUUUGAUAACACUAUCGCUGCGUUAUUUUACCUUUAUAAAUGUUCUUCUAGUUUCUUUUCUUUCUUGCGUCAUACCAUUUCCUUACACGUAUUCAGGUCAAAAUAUUUAAUGUUGGGUGAAUAAAAACAUGGUAUUGACACAUACCAAGUAAAGAUAUAGAUUUUUUUUUUUAGAAAAUUGUAGCUUCAUAUAUCAGAAAUGUAAUUAUAUAUAU